AUGGAUAUUAAUAACCUUUCAAAAUUAAAAGUUCCAGAACUUAAAAAGGAAUUGGAAAAUAGAGGUUUCACUAAAACUGCUGGUUUAUUAAAAGCGGAUUUAAUUGAAAAAUUAAAAUCUCUAUUAGAGAAUGAAAAUAAUUCAACAACAACAACAACAACAACAACAACAACAACAACAACAACCACUACAACCAAUGAUAAACAACCAACUCAAAGUAUUAUAAUAAAUAAUGAACCACAACAAGAACAAAUUCAACAAAAACAAAUAAAUAAAGAUGAAGAUGAUAAUGCUAAUAUACCACCUCCACCACCAACCAAAGAAGAAUUACCACCUCCACCACCAAAUAAAGCAGAAUUACCACCACCUCCGCCACCACCAUCUAUUAAUAAUAAUAAUAAUAAUAUAGAUAUUAAUCAAAAGUACAAUAAAAUGGAUAUUGAUAUUGAAAAUAAAAUAAUUAAAGAAGAAGUUAAAGAAAUAUUUAAAUCAAAAGAAAGAGAAGAUGAAGAAAAAGAUAAAGAAAAAAAAGUUUUAAAUAUUUUAACUGAAAAUAAAAAUAAUGAACAAAUUAUUAUUAAACCAAAAGAAGAUAUAAUUUUAACUUCAAAUAAUAAUAAUAAUAAUAAUAAUAAUAAUAAUAAUAAUAAUAAUAAUAAUAAUAAUAAUAAUAAUAAUAAUAAUAAUAAUAACAAUAGCAAUAAUAAUGGUGAAGAAAAAAAAAGAAAAAUUAAUGAUGACGAAAAUGAUGAUGAUGAUGAUGAUUUUGAUAUUGCAACAUAUAAAUUAAAAAAAAAACAAAUUAAAACUAGAAAAGAUUGUCCAUAUUUAGAUACAGUUAAUAGGGAUGUAUUAGAUUUUGAUUUUGAAAAAGUUUGUUCAGUAUCAUUUCAUAAUCAUAAUGUUUAUGCAUGUUUAGUUUGUGGUAAAUAUUUUCAAGGUAAAAGUCAAGAUUCACAUGCAAAUUAUCAUUGUCUUCAAAUGGAUCAUCAUGUUUUUAUAAAUUUAAAAACUCAACAAAUCUAUUGUUUACCAGAUGAUUAUGAAGUUAUAGAUUCAUCAUUGGAUGAUAUUAAAUAUUUAUUAAAUCCAACAUUUACAAAUGACCAAAUUAAAGAAUUAGAUAGAAAUAGUAAACUUUCAAGAGCAUUAGAUGAUUCAAAAUAUUUACCAGGUAUAGUUGGUUUAAAUAAUAUUAAAAAUACUGCAUAUGUAAAUGUAAUAAUUCAAUCGUUGGCUAGAAUACCAACAAUUCGUAAUUUCCUUUUAAAUGUUGACAAUAUUAAAACAAAUAAAUCACCAUUAGUCCUAACAUUAUCUGAAUUGUUAAGAAAAAUUUGGAAUCCAAAGAAUUUCAAAGCUCAAGUUUCACCUCAUGAAUUACUUCAAGCAAUUCAAAAUUCAAGUCAAAAAAGAUUCAAUAUUCGCGAAAGUUCUGAUCCUUUAGAUUUUUUACCUUGGUUUUUAAAUACACUUCAUAAAGAUUUAGGUGGUACAAAACAACCAAAUUCAAGUAUAAUCUAUAAAGCAUUUAGUGGUGAAAUUCAAAUUACAACUGAUAAACCAAUUCCAAAAUCAGUUGAUGAUGAUAGUAGUGAUUAUGAUAAUGAUGAUGGUGAAAAUAAAAAAUUAAAAACCAAAUAUUCAAAUUCAACUUCAAAACAACCAUUUUUAUUUUUAACAUUAGAUUUACCACCAAAACCAAUAUUUAAAGAUGAUCAAGAUAAAAGUAUUAUACCUCAAAUUCCAUUAUUUAAUUUACUUUCAAAAUAUGAUGGUACAACUGAAACUAUUUUACCAAAUGGUGAAAUUAAAAAAUAUAAAAUCCUCUCACUUCCAAAUUAUUUAAUUCUAUGUGUUAAAAGAUUCUCUAAAAAUAAUUUCUUUAUUGAAAAGGAACCUACAAUCGUAAAUUUUCCAAUUAAAAAUUUAGACUUAAAUGAUUAUUUACCACCUGGCUCUCCAAAAUCAAAAUUCAAUCUAUUAGCUACCAUUAAACAUGAAGGUGACCCAAAUAGUGGUAAUUUCUCAGUUUAUAUCAAUCAUAAAGGUAAUGAUAAAUGGUUUGAAAUGCAUGAUUUAUCAAUUAAAGAAACAAUGCCACAAUUAAUUGCAGUUUCUGAGUGUUUCUUUUUAAUUUAUGAAAAAAUUAAUUAA
This is a messenger RNA of Dictyostelium discoideum AX4, 2157 nucleotides long. RefSeq names its product SAP DNA-binding domain-containing protein (gene usp39). The coding region runs from base 1 to 2157 and encodes 718 amino acids. Gene Ontology annotation, biological process: spliceosomal complex assembly; mRNA processing; protein deubiquitination. Lineage: Eukaryota; Evosea; Eumycetozoa; Dictyosteliales; Dictyosteliaceae. Gene Ontology annotation, molecular function: cysteine-type deubiquitinase activity; zinc ion binding. Gene Ontology annotation, cellular component: nucleus. The transcript has a single exon. The record is from RefSeq and is a predicted model, not a curated record.